Molecule: messenger RNA, 1540 nt
Organism: Vicia villosa (hairy vetch)
Lineage: Eukaryota; Viridiplantae; Streptophyta; Magnoliopsida; Fabales; Fabaceae
Product: putative glucose-6-phosphate 1-epimerase
Exons: 9
Coding region: 245-1162 (305 amino acids)
Biological process (GO): carbohydrate metabolic process
Molecular function (GO): carbohydrate binding; isomerase activity
Source: RefSeq, a predicted model, not a curated record
GUUUAUCAGUUGGACCAACCAGAGUCUCCAAUUUUUCACAACACAAACUAUAGAGAAUCUUGUGCCAACUUUAUAACAAAAAAUGGUUGAUUUCUGUUACAUAUUCUCCAACUUUUAUUUAUAUAUAUAACACAUGUUCUCUUGAAACACAGAGUUUGUGGAUUGGAGAAGAGUGAAAGUGAAGCCACUUGUGAGUAACUCGAGAGCAUUCAGGUUGGGGGAAUCGAUAGAUAAUUCGAUACAAAUGCCUUUGAAUGUGUUUAAAGAUAAAGAUGGAUUGCCGAGGAUUGUAUUGACUGAUCCUAAUGGUUCUUCAGCUGAGGUGCUUCUCUAUGGAGGUCAGAUUGUUUCUUGGAAGAAUCAAAGGAAAGAAGAACUGCUUUUUAUGAGCAGCAAGGCUAAAUGGAAACAGCAUAAAGCCAUCAGAGGAGGUAUAUCAGCUUGCUUUGCAAGGUUUGGUGAUGUUGGUUCACUUGAGCAACAUGGAAUGACAAUAAACAGAAUGUGGUCAUUGGAUAGAGAUCCUUCACCACUACCUCCAAUGGACAAUCAUUCAUCUGUGGAUUUGAUAUUAAAGUCAACGGGAGUUGAUUUAAAGAAACCACAUAGUUUUGAGUUGAGGCUUCGCAUAUCUCUAAGUGCUGGCAAGCUCAUUCUGAUUCCUAGAGUCAGAAACACUGAUAACAAACCGUUUUCUUUUGCAUUUUCACUAUGCAACUAUUUAUCUGUAUCAGAUAUAAGUGAAGUUCGGAUUGAGGGAUUGGAGACACUUGAUUAUUUUGAUAAUCUGGUGAACAGAUCAAGGUUCACAGAACAAGCUGAUGCAAUUACAUUUGAUGGGGAGACGGACAGGGUAUACUUGAGCAGCCCUAAUAAAAUCGCUAUAAUAGAUCAUGAGAAGAAAAGAACCUUUGUUCUCCAGAAGAAUGCACUUCCAGAUGCAGUGGUAUGGAACCCAUGGAAUAAAAAGGCCAAGGCUCUACCUGAUUUGGGAGAUGAAGAUUACAAGACGAUGUUAUGUGUGAAUUCAGCAGCUAUUGAUGUUCCUAUUCUCUUGAAGCCAUGUGAAGAAUGGAAGGGCUAUCAAGAACUCUCUACUGUUUCAUCAAGCUAUUGCAGUGGACAAUUGGACCCUCGUAGAGUUCUUUAUGGCUUUCAUUGAUGCAGUCAAAUCAAUCAAGAUUUGUUGUAUACAUUACAUUGGCUUUGAGACAGAAAAAAGAUGUGCAUGAAUGUCAUGCUGAUAGAUAUAUACCAUAUAACAUAAAGCCCUUUUCCACCUUACAAUAAUUUGAGAGAAGCUUAGCUUGAUGGCAUGAUGCCAUGACAAUUGCUAAGCAAUUUUUUAUGUGUAUUUGUUAAGUUCCAAUGGAAUUCUUCAGAGUAUGGAAACUGGCGGUGCUGUGUAUACAUAUUAUUUGUAAAUUAGGAGGGGAAAAAACCAUGAACUUUUUUCUUUCUUUCUGUAAGCACUUUUUGUUUGGAGAUCCUGCAAAUUUUGUGGCCCUAUGAUCGAACAUGUUUCUGUUUUCCUCGCAAA